Molecule: messenger RNA, 1019 nt
Organism: Misgurnus anguillicaudatus (oriental weatherfish)
Lineage: Eukaryota; Metazoa; Chordata; Actinopteri; Cypriniformes; Cobitidae
Product: membrane-spanning 4-domains subfamily A member 15-like
Cellular component (GO): membrane
Source: RefSeq, a predicted model, not a curated record
AUGUCGAGCCAAGUGAUCUCAACUGGCCACGGUAAAGUUGUCAUCCAAAUAAAUCCACUGAUAAACCAAGAAAGUGCUGAAGGAAAAGAUAAGAGAGGAACGUAUGCACCCCUCCAAUGGUUUCUUAAAGUACAACCAAAGUCACUGGGGACUGUGCAGAUUAUGAUUGGAGUGGUGACCCUGAUGAUUGGUAUUGUGUUCACCAUUAAAAUUCACCAUUUCAUGUUAACUGCCAUCAGUGGCAUAAACUUCUGGGGAUCUUUCAUUUACAUCAUUGCUGGGUCUCUGUCUGUUGUUGCAGAAAAUAAACUCAAUUUCUGUGUGGUAAAAGCUUCACUUGGAAUGAAUGUGAUCAGUGCCAUAACUGCAGGUGUUGCUAUUAUUCUGUUGUCCAUAGAUCUAGCAUCUGUGGCGUACUAUGGAUAUUAUUACAGAGAGAAUGAACGUUUAUUUCAAGCCUUUCAGGUACCAUAAUUACUUUUACUACAUUUACAUAUUUUUUUUUUUCAUUUGUUUUAUCAAGUAAUUCAGAACUCCCCGAAAUAAGGGACAGUUUCACAGACAGGGUUUAGAUAAGCCAGGAUUAAGGCCAUAGUUAUAUAAGGGCAUUAAGUACAGUAAUUUUUACAAACACAUACUGUGCACCUUACAAAAAACCAUUACUGGUGUGUAUCCUGAGACAAAACAAUGGCACUGAUAUUUUUAGAUGCCAGUGUUUACCAUUAGGACAGCUCAAAAAAGCAUUUUGGUCUUGGUCUAGACUUAAGCCCGGGAUACACUGCACGAUUUUUGGCUGUACCAUCGUGAAACAAUCGUGCCGAUUAGUGGUCCUAUGUCGUAGAGAGGUUCAAAGACGGCCGUUUUCCUGGUCUUGUGUCUAAUGAUAGCCUACGAUAGUUUUCUCACAGUGUUAGAAAUUCAGCAUGAUCAACACACAGAGGGCCCUAUCUUGCACCCAGCACAAUUGACUUUGUCAGUGACGCAUGUAUCAUUCGUAUUUUGCACCGGCGCACAGCGGG